AUGUCUAGCUUUGAGGAGCUAUUCAACGCAAGCUCACUCGAAGUUGUUGCGCCCCAAUCGUCUCUUGAAUUCCCCUCGGACUACCACGGCGACGAAGCCCAGACAUGGCUGUCACGUCUCCACGCAGAAUCCACGGACAGGAAGGCGGCAUUCUUCGACGAGAACAUAGACUUCCUGCUCCUCGUCCGUUUUCCAGGCGUCACCACCGAAGAAGAGAACGAGCAAGCUAAGCCCCCUGCAAAUCUGCUCUCAUUUCUAGCCCACCUCCAAAUUGCCUACGAUGCUUCGUACAUUUCACCGUCUGCGUCGGCCCAUGACGCAUCUGCUCCAGCUAUCGGCCGACCACCCGUCCCUCCGCGUAACGCCUCUAUCAACAAGAGCAAGCCGGCCACUCUACUUGCGGCUGUUCACCCGUCUAUCUUCCCGCCUUCCACACCCAACCCGAUCCCGUCUGCCGCGGAGCCCGACCGUCAGUAUGUACAGGUUCAGGGUACGCCGCUGGCGUCUGGCGUCUGGGGUGAACAGAUAUCGAGCACCUCGCGUGAGUCGUCCGAAGCAUUCGCCUUGCUGUGGGCGCGUAAGGAACGAGAGUGGGUUGCUGUGUACCGGAUGUCGGUGCUCGUACGCUACAUGACGACCAAAUCCCCCGACCCUCUGCUCUCGCUGACCGUCUCUACCACGCUGCGUGAAAGGCCUCUACCAGUCACGCCGGCUCGCAAGCCUAUCGCGUUGUUAAUGGAGGAAGCAGGCGGUCCCACUGAUUCAUUAGAUCCUGCAUCGCCUGUCAAGCCCAACGGCUCCGAUGGAGGCCCCGGAUCAAAUGACAGCGACGAUAGCCUGUCUGGGUUUGUAGAAGUGAACUUAUUGGAAGGGCUGAAUGCAGACCCAACAUUCGCGUCCUCUUCCGACCCGCCUUUGAACCUACCUUCCACUCGACUUGGACCGACCACUCGCCGGACUGCAUUCUCUCUGCCUUCUCUUACGACUUCAUCGGGUUCUGUUCAGCUUCCGAAAGCGAAAACACCUGCUCUGUUGUCCGCCACGAACAACAAGAAUGCAAGGCUGCCCUUGGCGCCCGCGAGCGCAACGUUCCGCAAGUCGUACCGCAAGACGAUGAAGAUCGUCUCGGGCUUCCAUGUCCGCAUGCGCACCGUCUUUGUGCCGUACUUCCUUCUCCCCCAGAACAACCGGAAGAAGCCCCAGAAUGGCGACGAGUUGGACACAGAGAACGAUGAGGAUGAGAUACGUGCUCGGGAGCAGCGUGAGGCGGGGAACGAAGAGCACACUGUGGUGCUCUCCGUCGAAAUCGAGAAUCUCUUUGAAGAUGUCUCCACCGCUGGAAUCCCGAAGUACAGCUUUGAGGUCCAACGCGCCGACGUGUCUGUCAGUGGGACUGGCGCGAAGACUGCUCUCGUAGGAUGGGGCGACCGCGAGGAUGUCUUCCCCGUGCGUAUAGGUCCGCGAGAACAAGUGAAUCUCCUGUAUGCCGUGUCCUUCCUGCGCUCACCGGAAGUGGACGAGUUCGCGUUUUCGGGUGCACCAGGGUCUGGCACGGGCAAACGUGAGAGCGUCCUCGCGGCCUCUCAGGAGAUGCGCCGUUCAGUGUCUAUCAACAUCAGCGUCCGGCCAUUUGAGCCGCCCUCGAGCACAGUGGGCGGGGUGUCCACCUCGACGUCUAUUUCGGACGUCCCCGUAGCCUACCCGACACGUACAUACGCAUCCUACUGGAGUUGCAAACUGAACUUCUCUACUACGUCGGGCGGCUCAUCCAGGAACUCUGCUGUGGACCCUGCUGAGCCCGUCGUGCUCCCCACGCCCGCCUCUCCGUUCCCGACGACGCCUGGGCCCGCACCGCAAGGGAUGGGCUCGUCACUCCUUGCCACAUCCCGUAUAUCGCUAGGUCCAGGGACCAGCGUCGCCGGGAAUCGACGAUUCACGUUCAGCGCACUCGAUUCACCCAUACCCGACAACCAAAUACGCAAAGCACCCAAGUCUCCUAUUAACUACCAGGGGCCCACUGCCAUGCUCAACCCUGCGAACCAGCCUCAGGUGCAGCCGCCUGGGCCCUCGACGCCAACGACGCUCAGCGUGCCUGGCAGCCGAGCGUCAUUCAUUCCACCGUCGGUCGCAUUCCAGUCGACGUACCUCAAGUCGCCCACGACAUACAACCUACCUAGUCCGCAUGACUCUUAUUUCUCCUUCUCGUCGUUUGGGGCUGCACAAGCACAAUCCUUUUCUGACGGCGCUGUGAGCGAAGAGCCGUCCACACCACGUACCCCCGCGUAUCCUGCGUAUCCUGCUUCGCCUCCUCCGGUCCCGCCCACACCGUUCUGGCAGGCCCCGCUCGCACAACAAACAAACGCGGGUUCGAUUGGGCCAAGUGUUGAGAUGCGGCGGGACCGCGGCAGCUCGCUGCCAACACCGGGUGUGAAUGUGAUCGGCUUUCCUCUGAGCAGCGAACCGGGCACAGAGGUGGAGGCCAAGGCUGGCGCAGACAGUCAGCCCAUCGUUGUAUCCGUAGGACUGCUCCCCAUAGACCGGAAAGGGAAGGGCAAGGCGCGUGGGGUUGGCGAGAUAUACCCACUGGACCAGUUCACGUUGGACAUAUUUGUGUUCAACCAGUCGUCGUGGACACGUCGCUUUGAGGUCAGUCAUCCCGAGGAGCGACGGCGACGACGAAUCAAACGAGUGGAUACUAUACGAAAAGACAUUAAUGGGACGCCUGGUAUUUUACCAUUGGAAAAUCGAGUUCGUGUAGGACCUCUAUUGCCAUCAACUUGUCAAUCUGUCCGGAUGGAUUUUCUUGCAUUGACACCCGGGGUUCACCCAAUUGAGGAACUAAUCCUGACAGAUAUACAAACUGGCUACACAAUGCAUCUGCGCUCUGUGAUGGACGUCGUCGUCCAUGAACCUGACCUUGAACCGGUAGAUCCAUCGUAG
Molecule: messenger RNA, 2940 nt
Organism: Postia placenta MAD-698-R-SB12
Lineage: Eukaryota; Fungi; Basidiomycota; Agaricomycetes; Polyporales; Adustoporiaceae
Exons: 6
Coding region: 1-2940 (979 amino acids)
Biological process (GO): intra-Golgi vesicle-mediated transport
Cellular component (GO): trans-Golgi network; TRAPPII protein complex
Source: RefSeq, a predicted model, not a curated record